This is a messenger RNA of Ciona intestinalis (vase tunicate), 1691 nucleotides long. Its product is annotated as dnaJ homolog subfamily B member 6. Lineage: Eukaryota; Metazoa; Chordata; Ascidiacea; Phlebobranchia; Cionidae. Gene Ontology annotation, molecular function: Hsp70 protein binding. The record is from RefSeq and is a predicted model, not a curated record.
CUUUUCUGUUUUCUGUAAUACGUUUUAAGCAGUAAUAUUGUCGUUUGGAGGUAAAAAGGUUGCCAUUCAGCGUCACUUGAGACUGAGUAUUAUGUUGUUUGUUCUGUAUUGUGUUUGUGUUUGAUUUCAUGUGUUGUCACUACGUCAUCAUUAAAUAUUUCUUUCUUAAAAUGUAUUAGAUGUAUCUUAGAAUCGUAAGUGAGAAAGGACAUCGUUGAGUUUACUAUUUUAAAUCAUUGCACUCUUCCUGUAAGAGAACUGUAGUAUUUUGACAAAUAUGACCGAUUAUUACGAAGUGUUAGGAAUACGAAAAGAAGCGACAGAAUCUGAUAUCAAAAAGGCCUAUCGAAAACUUGCACUGAAAUGGCAUCCUGACAAAAAUCCAGACAACCAAGAAGAGGCAGAAAAACGCUUCAAGGAUAUCAGUGAAGCAUAUGAAGUGCUUUCUGAUAAAGACAAACGUAGCGUGUAUGAUAGGUACGGCAAAGAAGGUUUAACAGGUGGAGGGGGCGGUGGGGGUGCUGGUGCAGGAAUGCCAAAUUUCCACUUUGAGUUCCACUCUCCUGAAGAUAUCUUCCAGCAAUUCUUCGGUAAUCAAAAUCCAUUUGGAGAUUUUUUUGGUGAAAAUUCAUCGUCUCGUCGGCAAAGAAACCAAGAUCCUUUCGCCGGCUUUGGAAUGGGUACUGGCUUUCAGUCGUUUGGUUUUCCAGAGUUUAAUGAUAUGGGAUUUGGUGGCACAUCCAGUUUUACAUCGUUUAGCAGCAAUAGUGGCGGGGGUGGAGGGUUUCGUGGGAAGUCGGUAACAAAGACGAUAAAAACUGUAAAUGGGGAACGUGUUGAGACAAAAAAAGUUGUUGAGAAUGGCUCAGAAAGGGUGGAAGUUAGGAAAAAUGGGAAACUUACAUCCAUUCAGGUAGAUGGGAAACCUGAUGACUAUCAACUCGCUGUUGAGUUGAGUAAAGAAGAGAAUGGCCCAUCCACUAAUCAUGUUACUAAGCGGGUUCAUAGUCGGUCCAGUGGAUUUUCUCCCUUCAGUAACUUUGGCUCCUAUCACGAUGAUUUUGCUGAUGAAGAUCUACAAAGAGCAACAGAGGAGAGCAUUAGAGAUGAACAGAAACGAAGGCGAAAGAAUAAAAACUUAGGAGGAAUGAAAGCUAGUAAUUCCAGAAAUAAAAAUUUUUAAAUUGUUUUCUUUGUUCCUGUUAAUUGUAUCAUAUUUGUUAAUAGAGAUGUUUAUAUCUAAAUCUAUGUAAAUCUAAUUGUAAGUGCGGCCCAAAAAAUGCUUAAAAAAACUUAGCAAAUAUACAUAUGCUAAAAAGUGAAACUCUAUUUCUUUAAUGAUUUUUUUGAUUUAACUUAUGUAAAAUUUUUGUAUGUCGCUUUCUUAUUUAGUCUCUAUUUUAUUUCUAUGCGCUUUUUGUUUAGUAAACAGUUCUAGAUGCGCUAUGUAAGGUUUACCGUGGGUGAUGUUGUUGUAACUUCGUUCUGUGAACUUUUUGUUGUGUACCAUAUUCCCCAUUCAUUUGACACAGCCUGUAGUUUAAUGUUUUACUCUGCACUUUAGAAACUUGAAAAAAGGCAACUCUGGGCACAGCGCAGAUUCACCAAUAUUUUCUGGGAACAUUGGUUUAUAAGUUGUGUAUUGUUAUACAAUAUGCUAUCACUUAUUUCUUAACAGAAUUUUUUUUUAG